Molecule: messenger RNA, 3309 nt
Organism: Arachis ipaensis
Lineage: Eukaryota; Viridiplantae; Streptophyta; Magnoliopsida; Fabales; Fabaceae
Source: RefSeq, a predicted model, not a curated record
UCGUGACUCGUGAGCAUUGAGCAACAGAGCCACCGCGCAACGCACAAAAAGUAUCCGUUACUAUACAACUCUCUUCCCUCUAUCACACUGCUCUCUCUUCAUUUCACAGAUUUUCCUCUUCCGAAGAAUCUGGUUUUCGGACUUAAAUUCCGCAUUUUCUCCGCCGUGUGAUUCCAUCUUCCUCCGCUUCCACCACCGCCGAGCCGUCCUUCCUCACCUCCAAAAAUGCAGUUCAAACUGGAAAAGGAAAGAUCAAGAAAAAAUAAAAAAGAAAGAAAAUAAUAAUAAAAGAAAAUUUAGGAACAUCGCAUCACAUGAGCAGGGAUUUCAAAUCGCCAUGGAGAUUUAGUGGAGUUGCAUAAUUUUAGAAGCUUCGGAUCGUGCUAGAUUCUAUCUAGAUAGCUCAAACUGCAUUUGUUACUUUUAGAUUUAGAGAGGAGCACAAUGGGGGAAACACCUCCAGCGGCAACACCGAUGUCUAAGAUACAGAGGAACCUUUUAUGUACACCUGGUGGUGGUGCCAAAUUUAAGGAGGAGAAGAUUCGCGUAACGGUUCGUAUGAGGCCACUCAACCGCAAGGAACAAGCCAUGUACGACCUUAUUGCCUGGGAAUGCUUGGAUGAGCACUCCAUUAUCUUCAAGAAUCCAAAUCAAGACAGGCCUGCCACACCAUACACCUUCGAUAAGGUUUUUGCUCCCUCAUGCUCAACACAGAAGGUUUAUGAAGAAGGGGCUAGGGAUGUAGCUUUAUCGGCACUUUCAGGAAUCAAUGCAACAAUUUUUGCCUAUGGGCAGACUAGCAGUGGAAAGACCUUCACAAUGAGAGGCAUCACGGAAAAUGCUAUUAAGGACAUCUACAAUUACAUCAAGAAUAAACCUGAAAGGCAUUUCAUCUUGAAAUUCGCUGCAUUGGAAAUCUAUAAUGAGACAGUUAUAGACCUUCUAAAUCGUGAAUCCGGUCCUCUUCGGCUUUUAGAUGACCCAGAGAGAGGGACUAUUGUAGAAAAGCUGAAUGAAGAAGUAGCUAAAGAUGGUCAACAUUUAAGGCAUUUAAUUGGCAUCUGUGAAGCUCAGAGGCAAGUAGGGGAAACUGCUUUAAAUGAUAAAAGCUCAAGAUCGCAUCAAAUAGUCAGGCUGACUCUCGAGAGCAGCCUUCGUGAAAGUUCAGGCCAUGUGAAGUCUUACGUUGCUAGUUUGAAUUUUGUGGAUCUUGCUGGAAGUGAACGCAUCUCUCAAACAAAUACAUGUGGAGUCAGAUUGAAGGAAGGCAACCACAUCAACCGAAGCUUAUUGACACUUGCAACAGUCAUUAGGAAGCUAAGUGGUGGUAAACGUGGUCACAUACCAUACAGAGAUUCAAAACUGACCCGAAUAUUGCAAUCUUCAAUAGGAGGAAAUGCUCGAACAGCAAUUAUAUGUACCAUAAGUCCGUCCUUAAGUCACGUGGAGCAAACAAAAAAUACUUUAACAUUUGCUACCAGUGCAAAGGAAGUCGUUAAUAAUGCCCGUGUGAAUAUGGUUGUCUCAGAUAAGACACUAGUUAGACAGUUGCAAAAGGAAGUUGCCAGACUCGAAGGGGAGCUAAGAAGCCCUGAACUUUCUUCUUCAUCUUCAUGUCUAAGGUCAUUGCUAGCUGAAAAGGAGUUAAAAAUUACUCAGAUGGAAAAGGAUAUGGAAGACCUGAGACGCCAGAGAGACCUUGCACAAUCUCAACUUGAGCUUGAAAGAAGAGCAAAUAAAGUUCAUAAGGGUUCAAAUGAUCAUGGGUCCUCAGUUGUCAGAUGUCUUUCUUUUCCUGAAGAAAAUGAAUCAGCAAUUGGUAAACACACUCCUGACCAAAGAAAGGUGGUAGGCAGGCAGGCAAUGCUAAAGAAUUUAUUAGCUUCCCCUGAUCCAUCCAUACUGGUUGGUGAAAUUCGGAAGCUUGAGCAUCGGCAGCUGCAGCUUUGUGAGGAUGCAAAUCGGGCACUUGAGGUUCUGCACAAGGAUUUUGCUACUCACAACCUUGGAAAUCAGGAAACUGCCGAAACAAUGUCAAAAGUACUGUCUGAAAUAAAAGACUUGGUAAUAGCUGGCUCUAGUCCAGAAGAAAUUGUGACUGCAGAUAAGGCUGACCUGAUGAAAAAAAUAAGCCAGUUAAAAAAUCAAGGAAACACCAUUGCAUCUCUAGAAAGAAAACUGGAGAAUGUUCAAAAAUCUAUAGAUAAGCUGGUCUCCACUUUUGGUACGGAGGAGACACCAGACAGCAAGACCCAGCUGAGAAGGAAAAAAAUUCUUCCUUUCACCUUAAGCAACAGCCCAAAUAUGCAACACAUAAUACGUGCUCCUUGCUCACCUCUCUCCUCUUCUUGUAAAGCAAUGGAACCUGAAAUCGAGAACAGGGUACCCACAAACAAUAAUAUUGGUGGUGGUGGUACAAUUGCAAGGUUACAUAAGGAUAAUCCGAGAAAGGGUGAUGAAAGUUGUAUUUCUAUUCUAUCAAGGGAAGGAAGCCCAGCUGCACGGCAAUCAAAAUCAGUGGAUGUGAAAAAGAUUCAGAAAAUGUUUAAGAAUGCUGCCGAGGAGAACAUUAAGAGCUUUAAAGUUUAUGUUGCAGAGUUAAAAGAACUAGUGGCAAAACUGCAUUACCAGAAGCAGCUUCUUGUUUGCCAGGUUUUGGAGCUUGAGGCUAACAAGUCUGCAAAUGAAGAAACAGAUACAACUGGUGGAUCUCCCAUACCAUGGGAGUUUCUAUUUGAACAGCAGAGACAGCAAAUUAUCAUGUUAUGGCAUUUGUGCCACAUUUCUCUCGUGCAUAGGACACAGUUUUAUCUUUUGUUAAGGGGAGAUCCUUCUGAUCGGAUAUAUAUGGAAGUUGAAUUUAGAAGAUUGACAUGGUUGGAGCAGCACCUGGCAGAGCUUGGGAAUGCUAGUCCUGCACUUCUCGGUGAUGAGCCUGCAGGCCAUGUUUCAGCAAGCAUCAGAGCUCUAAGGCAAGAAAGAGAGUACCUAGCUAAAAGGGUGAACUCUAAACUUACAGCAGAGGAGAGGGAACUACUUUAUGCAAAAUGGGAAGUUCCUCCAGUUGGAAAACAAAGGAGACUGCAAUUUAUAAACAAAUUGUGGACUGACCCUUACGAUAUGCACCACGUGCAAGAAAGCGCUGAAAUUGUAGCGAAGCUCAUUGAUUUCUGUGGAUCUGAUGAAAAUAGCAAGGACAUGUUUGAAUUAAACUUUGCAAGCCCUUACAAUAAGAAAACAUGGGGUGGAUGGAACUUCAUAUCCAAUCUUCUAAAUUUGUAAACACACAAUAAAAGUAUUUUAAAAGUA